AUAUGACGGCUAUGAAAAAAAAUCGUAUGACGCAAAACCUCCGUGGGACGUUCAAGCAGACGCACUAUUGCGUUGAAAAAAAAAACGCAGCAGCAUCUCCUCUUUAUCUCUUCAUCAUUAAUCAUCUUAAAUCAAUGAAAACGUGAAUGACAGAAUAAUAACAAGCUAUACUUUCAGUGGAGAGGGCAGAGGCUGCACAAAGGGGAUCAUUGUUGCCUGCAGAUGCCCGUCAGUGGUGCAGUCGUCCUUUGAAGGAUCUCCAAUCGCAGCGCAUAGCGCGACCGAUGGAGGGCGGGGCUUGGUCUCCCCCAUCUCUGCUCCAAGCCCCGCUUUGGCACCGUGUCCCAUUGACUAGACGGUGACACACCGAGCAGCAUUUCCUACCACGUCUCUGAACCCGACAACACCAAAGUGGACCGGGGAUGACUGGGAGCUCAGGGGUUGUGUGUUUGAGAGGAUAAGUGAUGCGCACCUCAGGGAGGUCACAGUCUGGACAGGUAUGAGACCUGUGGCGCUCGUGGAUGAAGGACCUGCAGAUGUUUAGUGGAUCCUUGUGUGGAUGUAGCUUUAUAUUCUACUAAUACACUACCAGCAGGCCUGGCCCAGUUCAGCUCCACAUGGAUGGAUCCCGCUCUAGGAGCUGAACUCAUGGAAUACAAACCUCAUGUUGGUGAGCAUGUCUGCCUGUCCGAGUCCACCCGCCUCCGGGAGCCUCUCCGCAGCCCUCUCCUCCUGACACAGCCCCCUUACUCGGACAUCCCCUGGUCGCUUCGAGCCCCCUCACUAUGAGGACGUCUGCUCGGUGAUUUGGUGCCUCUGCACGCUUGCACGGAUUGGAGACCGCUUAUUUUUGGUUUGUGCUUUUGUUGGGUACACACAGGAUUUAUCUGCGCCGUGGGCUUUCUUUGUGUCAAAGGGCUUAACGCAGAGUGCGCGGACGGCAACAGAGCGGGAGCUUUGCUACGCCCGCUGUUGCGCCCAGCUGCUCUCUUUGUGGCCGGGCCGUGAUGGCAGGCGGCCGGCCGGAGGCGCAGGACCACCCGCCUGAGAACGGCUUCAACCCGCUAGAGCACCCGGUGCCCCGGCUGCUGCCGCACAUCGACGGCUCGGUUCUGCCGUCUCUGGGGGGCUUUGGGAAGCAUCAGAAGCAGCUCGUGGUUCUGACCUGGAUACCAGCAUUGUUUAUUGGCUUUAGCCAGUUUUCGGAUUAUUUCCUCCUGGCGCAGCCAAAUGGCACGUGCGUGCAACCCCUGUCAAAUCACAGUAACUGGACCUCUUCAUCCCUGCCGGUCACCGUCACAAGCGCAGCGGCCGCGCUGCAGCUCACCGACAACAGCACCGGGGAGGGAUACGGCGACGGCAGCGCUCUGCUGUGCGCCUGUAAGGAGUGGAGGCUGGAGCUGCAGACGGGACUUAGUCAGAAUGUGGUUACCAAGUGGAACCUGGUGUGUGAUUCAGCCUGGAAGGUGCACAUUGCCAAGUUUUCUCUGCUGGUGGGCUCCAUAUUUGGAUACCUAGUGAUGGGUGUCAUGGCUGACUGGUUUGGCCGGCACCCGGUGUUGAUUCUGUCGGUUCUUUUCAUGCUGGUGUUUGGUCUGAGUGUUGCCUUCUCUGUAAACGUCACCAUGUUCAGCACCUUGCGCUUCUUUGAGGGUUUCUGCUUGGCGGGCCUCGCUCUCUCCCUCUUCGUGCUCAGGAUCGAGCUUUGUUUGCCAGCCUGGCGUUUCUCCAUGACCAUGGUGGCCAGUUUUCUGAUGGUGGGCGGGCAGCUUCUGAUGCCAGGGGUGGCCGCUCUGUGCCGCAAUUGGCCCGACCGGGAUGACUGGCAGGUCCUGCAGAUCGUCAUAAUCAGCCCUUUCGUUCUGAUGCUUCCCUACGUCUGGAUUUUUCCCGAGUCGUUGCGCUGGUUGCUGGCCACCCAGCACUACAGGAGGUCGAAAGCCAUGAUGCUCCGCAUCGCAAAAAAGAACCAGGUUGACAUGACAACAGAGCCGAGUGGAGUCCUCACAGAGCUGGAGCAGGAGCUGCACAAGAAACCCCAGAGGACCUGCAUCGUGAAAAUGAUGAGCACCAGGAACCUGUGGAAAAACAUUGUGGUGCUGUGUGUCAACUCGCUGACCGGUUAUGGGAUCCACCACUGCUUCGCCCGCAGUAUGAUGGACCCAGAGGCCCAGCCCACCGCUCUGUGCCACGCUGAUUACUACACCAUGGCUGGCAUUGCUGUAGCAACCUGCCUGGCUCUUUGUCCCGCUGUGGGGUUGAUGGGCCGGCGUGGAGGGCUACUCACCUUCAUGAUUAUAACAGCGCUGGCUUCACUGCUACAGCUGGGUCUGCUCAACUUGAUUGGGAAGUACAGCCUUCGUCAUGACGCAGUUCUGCGAGACAGUCUGAACAGGAAAUUCUCAGUGGCUUUCUCCAUCAUCGGCAUGUUCUCCUCUCAUGCAGUGAGCCAACUCAGCAUCUUCUUUUGUGCUGAAAUCACUCCGACAGUUAUCAGGGGUGGAGGGCUGGGCCUGGUCCUGGCCAGUGCUGGCUUCGGCAUGCUCACUGCACCCAUCAUGGAGCUCCACAACCAGAAGGGCUACUUCCUGCAUCACGUGAUCUUCGCCUGCUGCACCCUGCUGUGCAUCAUCUGCCUGCUGCUGCUGCCUGAGCCCAGGGGCCAGCCUCUGCCUGAGAGCCUGGCUGACGGGGAGACCUUCACCCGUCAGACCCUGCUCCAUCCAGGAGAGCAGCACCUCCUUCUUGCCAAGACUGACGGGGACUACUCCAGAGUCCACGACACACCGUUACACCUCACAGCCACUGGGGGCGCUACAGUUGCAGCAGCCACCGCUCUGGCAGCGGUACCUGCCUCGUAUGCCCUUGCCACUGGAGGGGAGAUAAUUGGAAAUCGUGCCAUAGCCAACGGGGUUUGAGCAUCUUAGCAAUAGUCUACUAUUGUGCUGUUAAUUGCUCAAGCAUUAACAUGACUGAAUGGGCUUUGAACCUUUGAAAAAAAAAAAAAACCUUUAAAAGGGAAAAUGAAAUUGUUCGGAUGAACCAAAUGAACUCUUUAAAGUUUGAGUUGGUGACGAAAGUAAAUUUGUGUAGUUUUUAGUGACUAUGAUUCAUUCAGGAGUUGCCAAAAAUAUUGUACUGGACUUUGUUUGUCUGAAGUCAGUGUACAUUCAAUAAUAUGAAAGUGUUGAGUGGUGUUUUCCUUGCACUGCAGUCCGCUCUGUCGAGAAUGAUUCCCAGGAAAAAGCAGCAGAAGCGAGAAGUGAAGAUGCAAAGUAGAGCUGCUCUGAGCUGAGAGUUUUCUGUUUGUAGUUUUGACUCGUUGAGGGAGGAUUCCACUGCAUCUUAUAACUCUUUAUAAGUUACUUUGCACUAAAUGUCAGAGACACAAUCAAGUGUUUGUGAUUUUCAGCCAACACAUUGGAGAUGCAGGGACUGGCUAAACCACUACCACUCUUUUUUGCAUGAAAGGGCACAAACAGUUUUACAUGUUUUUCUUGUUACUUGUGUUCCCUCUACUAGAAGUCCAAUGUGGCACUUUAUCCUCAGAGGUGAAGUCAGUGAAGACACUGAUUUUUAAAGGAAGCAUUACUGCUGAUGGUGUGGGUGUAUGAUGGUUGUCUGAUGUUGCUGAACAGCCGGAGACCUUGGCAGACCUUAUGUGUAGCCUAUAGAGACUGUGAGUAAUGCAAAGUAAAUCUGAGAGUUGAACAGACAUUAGAGUGUACUGCUGUAUGUCUUAUGAAGCAUCUCAGCAUUUCAAAGGCUUUAUCAUGAUGGCUCUGUUCUUUUAACAAACAGAGAAUGUAAUUUAAGAAAACCAGUAUUUAUUUUGUCAUGCCGCCAAGGGCAAUUUUGUUGCUUGAAAUACCUCCUCAAUUAGCAAAUAUUUCCACUUCCAACUUCUCACUCCUCGUCCUCUGUACUGUGGUAAUGUUGUAAUCCUUCUCCUAGGAUGUGUUAACUCUAGACAGAAAGCACAAUAUUUUACAGUUUUUUGAAAUAAACGUUUGUGAAGAUUAGCAUAGAGCAGCGACGUCUGCGUAGCCCUGGCCUAGUUGUGGUUGGUGUACAUUUAUACACUUUACAAUGUAAGUAUCCUUUAGGACUGCAAAAAAUAUGUAAGGUGCGUAUACAUGUGCCAUUCAUUCAUAAUGUAUGGGCCAUACUUUUAUAGGAUAUAAGCACACUGAAUAGAUCAACCAUCCCAUAAACCAUGACAUGAACCUGAAUCCAGAUUCAAACAUCCUCCAUAUUUAGUACACAGCACGUAUUUCAAACACCCUGUAUGGUUUGCUAGUUUGUAUGUUUUCAACAGUUAAUCACUGAGAGAAAAAACUCAACCACUAAUGCUGUUUUCUAAGUGUUAUUUUUUUAAUAUGAUGCAUUUGUACAAAAAGCCAUAGGCCUACAUGUUUUGAUAAUAAACCACUUAAUUUAUUAUGUCAAUAAAAGAACACUUGAUGUGACUGAGUGUGGUUAUUGUGUUGGAGUGAGGUUACAGUAUUUGGAAGGGGACUACAAGUCAAAGUUCUUUCUUAGAAAAAUAAACUAAAUAAACAAAUCGUAUGUGCUCAGAAGUGCUCCGGGUGAAGCUCCAGCUCCUUUUUGAUUCUGUUCUCCACCAGAAGGCUGAAGUUGGAGUCCGUCAAUGGA
Molecule: messenger RNA, 4656 nt
Organism: Notolabrus celidotus (New Zealand spotty)
Lineage: Eukaryota; Metazoa; Chordata; Actinopteri; Labriformes; Labridae
Gene: slc22a23b
Product: solute carrier family 22 member 23
Exons: 10
Coding region: 1008-2918 (636 amino acids)
Biological process (GO): transmembrane transport
Cellular component (GO): membrane
Molecular function (GO): transmembrane transporter activity
Source: RefSeq, a predicted model, not a curated record